Messenger RNA from Carassius auratus (goldfish), 1265 nucleotides. RefSeq names its product CUGBP Elav-like family member 5. Lineage: Eukaryota; Metazoa; Chordata; Actinopteri; Cypriniformes; Cyprinidae. The record is from RefSeq and is a predicted model, not a curated record. Gene Ontology annotation, molecular function: RNA binding. Bases 172 to 792 code for a protein of 206 amino acids. The transcript is spliced from 2 exons.
GAGGCCAGAUAGAAGGCCACUGGGUGUCGCUCUGGAGCAAGAAAUGGCGCUGCUUCUCCCCCUCCCCUAAACAUCUCUGAGUGUGUGCAUGUGUGUGAAUGUGUAGCGCCGAGAAAGUACGUCUGUGUUUCCAGCUGACUGCUCGCUCGCGCUCUCUCAGUGUGUGUGUGUAUGUGUGUGUGUUGUCAUUAUUAUUAUCCAGUCUGCUCCCAGCUCAGAAUGGCCAGAUUCACUCAGACUGAGACAAGAAGGGAGCAGCACCCACAGCCGCCCCAUCCCGCUCACUCCAGCCUGCUUCUCACUGGACCCGGGGCAGCACCGACCCAACAUCCACUCCUCCUAAUCCCGCACCAGCACCAGUACGCUCAGAUCCCAUUUCCUAAACCCAUGAACGGGUCAGAAUCCAUCUCCAUUCAUCCGGAGAACGGCACCAUGAAAGACCAAGAUGCCAUAAAACUCUUUAUCGGGCAAAUACCGCGGAACCUCGAGGAAAAAGACCUGAAACCAUUAUUCGAACAGUUUGGGAAAAUCCACGAAUUGACAGUAUUAAAGGACCGAUACACCGGCAUGCACAAAGGCUGCGCGUUCCUCACCUACUGCGCCCGCGAGUCGGCCAUCAAAGCCCAGAACGCCCUCCACGAACAGAAGACACUGCCGGGGGUAAGUCCACUGCCAGCCUUUUGCCUCACCUCUUUAAGAGGGCCACCAUGCCAGUCAAAGCUAAAGCCAUAUGUUUUAGACAGAGAGCUAAAUGCUUUGGAGCAGAAAUCAGUCGAUAACCCAGCCUUUUAAGAUCAGGCUUUGAGCCAUUUCAUGGUACUUCUCCCUGGGGACAUUUGCAGGCAUUGAUCCGAUGCUUUCAGCGCAGGGUUUGGGGAUGCAGGGAUAGCAAAUGUCAAUUCAUUUGUUCUCUCAAUUUUUCCAAACUGCUCCAUUUACGCAAAAAGCCAGUGAGUCAUUGUUGCCCAGUUGCACAAAAGUAUUCCAAACGCACAAAAAUAAACAUAGCGGGGUGCAGCGAGAGUGUUUCCAUUGAGUGAUAUGUGCUUCUGUGGACGCCUGGCAAUUGCAGCUGCAUUCAAAGCACAAAACACACUCGGAGGUCUGACAGUAGUCUUUGCGGCCGUACACAGCCAUAGUGAAUGGUAUAACCAUGACAUGUUGUUAUGCUGGCAAACAUAUCUUCUGAAGUAACCUGCAGGAAACUUGGAUGCACAGAGAGCAAUGUAGAUUUAAAUAUGGCACCAGCAGUAUUGCAUAUUGCC